UGAAUGGAUAUUCCUCAUUUUUUUGCAGCCUAAGAAUGGGUAUCUUCUUGUCAUGCUGUGGUGGAGGCGGGUCCUCUAGCUACCACGAUAUGGACAGUGAUCUUGAUGCAGAAACACGUCGACGACAGAUGGCAGAAGCUGCAGAAAACCGUCUAAAGGCUCAGGAAGGUCGCGGGAUCAGGGACCCGGCUGCACUCAAACAACGACAAAAGCGAAUGGAAGAAAUCGAACGAAAACAAGAAAUGACGGGAGGCAACGACGGUGGACUUCGGUGGCAAGUUGGUUAACAGUACAGAAUUCAAGUUGAAGAACCUCUAAUACCUAUACUGGGAAAUGUCUCACUAGCCUGUGUUCAAGAUUUAUAUGUAUUUUAUCUUCAAGGAUGGAAAAUAGCCUUACGUUUGCCAAGUUUUUUAUUUCACGAAUCUCUUGUUAGGGUUCUCAGUCCCCCCUACCUAUUGCAUUGGAGUAUCGUAGAAUCUGAAUAUCCACGUAAUAUAGUUGUCAUGAUUGUAUCCUUAUACCUGAUACUUCUCCAAACACUUAUUUUAUAAGGUCCCCCAAUUUUUUUUGUCAUGAGGUCAAUCUGAGGAAGAGGAGUAUGCUGUAAGUUACAUGAAUAUGACGCCGUGUUUUAUGUUUGAUUGUAGAAGUCAUUGUCCAUAGAUUAUGUCAUACACAUCUGUUAUAUCAGUCUAUUUCUAGAUAUUGUAGCUUUUAUGGGACACUUGGUUUAGACAGGUUAUUAAAAACUAAUUGUGGUUGGUACAAUUUUUUUUCAUGUGUUAACUUGAUGAUGGCUUUGUGACUGACUUGGUAUAGAUAUUGCCCACACAGUAAAAACCUUGUAAAUAACGAUAACAGUUAAAUAAAUCAAACAAAUAUAUAUAGAUAUAAAGAAUGUCACACAGAACAGAUGUGAGGUUUUAUAGCCAGAGUUGUAUAUUCAGUUUCUGAUUUACAGUUUAGUUGAGCUUCCACAUUGACUUUCAGUUUUUUUUUUUAAGUUGUGAUGUCUUUCCAAGUGUUUUAUUCCUGGAGAGGUGUUUUCAGGGUCUCUCCAGAAUGCUGGAAAUUAUGAGAGCUGAUCUGGCUAUUGUCUUCUAAGCAACUACAGUAUAUGAAUACUUGUACUAAAAACAUAUGUGGGUAAAACAUCAAUUUACUGUCAAAUAAUGAAUCAGGAAACUAGACUAAAGGAAAUGAUAUCAAGUAUAUCAGCUUCCAAUCAAAUAUUGAUUUGCUGAAAGUUGUGAACUAGAAACUUGCUUGCAUCACACACAAGAUGAAAUGCAUGAUAUUGCCUAAAUGUUAUACCUCCUUAGAUGACAUUAAUAGUUUAAGUUAUGAGACAACAAAGAUUACCAAUGGUAGUUAUUCAGUGUGCAAUUAUAAACAAACACGGUUAGGUAGAGAAACAAAUUUUUAACCCCUAAAGGACAAUAUAUGGUAAUUUCCUUCUUCAAAUAUGUAUGAUAUGCAGGACGAAUGACAGCACAAGUCAUUUUCCUUGCCAAUUUCUUCAUUUAUAUACUGUGGAGUUUUGAGUCUCCCUUUCAAUUUAUUUCAGUCGUGAGUGCACGCGCAGCUUUAACCUUUUCCGUCCUUUAAGGGUUAAGUUGAAGAUUUAGUGUAUGACAUUACCAUCGUGUUCAUUCAAAUUAUAUGUCUUGCUGUAGUUUGUUACAUAUACAUUUAUACAUCUCAAUACUGUAUUGCACAUAUGUAUUAAUGUUUUGCUGGUGUUCAUAAUAUAUAAGAUUAUUUACUCUCUUAAAAGUAUGUUUGUAAUUUCAAGGACAAAAGUGCAUCAGUAAUUCCUUAUGAAAGACAAGUCUGAUAAUGUAAAAGAGGUAGAGCAAGCAUGAAAAACUGAUGAUGCAAGUUGCAACAGAUUCAGAUUGACACAGGGCGAGGGACUAAGGUGAAGGUGGCGCAAUUUUUAAUGAUCAUUUGCUUCGAAAUCAUUCUUUACAAUAGUCCAUGUUUUUAAAGAGCAGUAUCAAUACUUUCAGAAAUAUAAUGGAACUCCUUUUUUUCUUUUCUUUUUUUCUUUUUUUUUUU
Messenger RNA from Penaeus indicus, 2064 nucleotides. RefSeq lists its product as uncharacterized. Gene Ontology annotation, cellular component: endoplasmic reticulum membrane. Gene Ontology annotation, biological process: negative regulation of VCP-NPL4-UFD1 AAA ATPase complex assembly; negative regulation of retrograde protein transport, ER to cytosol; positive regulation of autophagy. Bases 36 to 287 code for a protein of 83 amino acids. Lineage: Eukaryota; Metazoa; Arthropoda; Malacostraca; Decapoda; Penaeidae. The transcript has 3 exons. The record is from RefSeq and is a predicted model, not a curated record.